GAUAGUAAUGAUGAACAUGAGUAACUUACUUGAUCGCAGUCCAACGUCAGACUGACCGAAUCAUUUAAAGGCAAUAUCAAACGUUCAUCUCUUUUGCCCCCUGAAGAGGAAACAAAGUAUGAAAUGGAUUUAUAAUACAAUUUAAGGGUAAAGCCAUCGGGUUUUUUUGGGGGAACUUACAGUACUUUAUAGCUGCUAUGUUGACGGGGGCCAGACAUGUUACAACUUUGUCCAUAUCGUUUUGUAUAUUUGGUUCAAUAAAAGUUAACCCGUAAACGUGUCUGAGUUGCUUGACAGAUAUCUAAUACUAACGACCAGAAAAGUGGUGACUGACGUACACUGAGACUGGGGACAGGUAUCACAACCAAAUUAAUAACGAUUAAUAAGUCAUAUGUCCGACAAGGUGUCAACUAUAAAAACUUACUGAAUAAUGAUCAAUGGUUUCCAUAUCACCUAGAGACACAUACAACACUACGGUCUGAUCGACUUCCGGCCAGAGUGCCCGUCACCACGUUCCGUACAUAUGGAAGGGCUUUUUCUAAAGACAGACGCUUAGUGGGGGCAGUGGCACCGCCGCGCAUUCGAUGGCAGCGAACCAACUGCGCGGGCAGCGAUUGGUCCAUAUGCUCAGGCCGCCGGUACAUGUGUGCUGUGCCGGUGUGCGCCGGACCCGCGAGUUACGACGUCGUCCUCGUCCGUUUAUCACCGGGUAAAUAUUUAUCUCUUUGUUUACGUCACCUUCACACUGCAUCUACAGUGUGUGUGGACGGUGGCGUGUGAUGUUUGUGUGUACUGUGUACCGUGUGCGUGCGAGUUCGAUGCUGAUAACGUCAGCUGAAGUUUUUUCAAUUCUUUUUUCUCCCCGAGUAUAAUUAAUAAUUACUAUUUCAUCUCCAUAUACAUUCAUGUGUAUAAUACAUUAUUAAAAUAAUAAUAUUAUAUAUGCAAGCAAACGUGCACGCCUUUCAAUAAUAUAUUAAAUUUAUUAUAUUAUUUUAUUGUAUAAUACAUAUGUAUAUAUACACACACGCACACUCGCGUAUACAUAAAACACAUAUACACACACACACACACACACACACACACACACACACACACAUCAAUAAGAAUAUAUAAUAUUUUCCGUGUUUUAUUGUUGUUGACGUAAAUAAUAUUGAAUACGCACACACACACACACACACACACACACACACACACACACACAGCAGACACGCGUAAUGGCGCACUUAACUCUAGUCGAUUUCGACGACAGCAAUCAUGUUUUGAUUUAGAACUGUGUGGCACUAUUGCAUAGGAAAUACGUUGCAGUGCCGUGAGAUUGUUUCGUCUUUAUUCUCAAAAAAAAAAUAUAUAUAACACACUUUUUUUCCCCCCGUUACCGUUUUUAUUUUUCAUGGGCGCGUUUCAAUGUAAAUCGUGUCAGAAUGGUGAGGAUGUCACAAAUAUAUUCGGUCAACAUUCUACGGACGGUGGUGAGCGGAGACGAUUCAUUUUCGGUAGGCAUCGUGGCCGGAGUGGUUCAAUUAAACAGACCGAUUCUCUGGUGCUCCAGACGUUAAGUGUCAUCAAGAACUUGGGACUUAUCGAUAAGUAAGUCUUAAAGACCCGAUCAAUUGUAAGUAGGUACUAAUUAGUAAUUCACUUGCUAUACACAAACACAAUCAGUAAGGAAUGUACUUUGUUGUCUUGAUUAUCAUUAAACAUGUUUUUGGUUCCUUAUAAAAUGUCGUUUAAUUUUGUUUUGGUUUUUUAAUAUUUAUUUAUAUACUCCACAAAUGCUAUUCAAAUUAAAACCAUGCAAUUUGUAUAUUACCUAUUACUGUUUCUAUUUUUAGAACUACGUUUUCAAAAUAAUUUUACUAAUAAUAUAAAAGCCUAAUAUUAAUAGUAAAAUGUCUUUUUUCUUUAUUUUUAUCAGUAUACUAUUCAGUAAAAUAUAUUGAUGAAUCUAAUUAGCGAAACUAAUAUUUUUCUUUGUAUAACAUAGGUAUGUACUCUAUUUUACCAUAAAAUAACUAUUUGUAUUAUACUUUAAAUACAUAUCAGUUUAACAGUAGGUAUUUUAAAUAAAUAAAUAACUUAACUAUGCACACAUUUUUAAUUUGAAAUUGUCUAUUAUUACUUAAGUUGAAUAAAUAUUAUUAUUAUUAUGUAGGUAUCAUAUAGAAAUGUCUAAUUUCUUCUUUUAAAAUAAUAUAAUGAAUUGUAUAACUUAAUUUUGCUUAUCAAAUUAUACUGUUUCAGAUGUUAAAAACUUUACACCAAAGUACUUUUAUAGAUUUUAUCAUAAAUUAUUAUUUUCACUUUAUAAAAUUUUAAUUUAACUUUUAAAAAGUAUAUAAUACUGAGUACCUAUAAUACCUAUUGAUAAUUUCAGAGUAUAUUUUUAUUAAGAUUAUGUUUCAAGAAAAAAAAAACAAUGAAAACGGUUCAAUUGUUAUUAUAUUUUAUACCAGCAAGUAGAAUUUUUUUUUAUUUGUUUAAUCAUAAUUAAAUGACUUUUUCACGGUACUAAGUAGGUAUUAGCAGAUGUACUUACAACUGUUAUUAAUAUUUUUUAUUUUACAUUCAUUUAAUUAAGUAUCUAGUAAAUUCCUUGAUUUUCAUUCAUUAAUGUCAUUCUAAACUAAUAAAUAUUGCCUAGUUAUUUUGUAGUUAUCUUUAUCAUUUCCUUAAAAAUAUACCUACCAACUAAACUGUUUAAUAUAAUUUUAUCUAAUCAAUUCAUGUUCAUAAAUGUUUUUAUUUUCAAUUUAAACUAUUUGAAGUUUGAAAUUAUGAUACUAAACUGGGUAUAUAAAAGUAUUUUUAAGAUUGAAGAUUUAGGUAGGUAGGUACUGAGUUAUACACAAAAAACAAUUAAUAUUUUUGGUUCAAUAAUAUAGUUUUAAUAAAGUUUAAAAAAAGAAAUUGAUUUUUCAGUUCGUAUAUGUCAGUUAAAAAUAUUGAAACAUAUUUUCCAGAUUCAUUUACUCAAAAUUGGUGAUUAUACAUCACGAUAAUAUUCAUAUACACUGUGCGUAUUUGGUAUUACGGAACAAUAGAUUUAUGUUGAACCAUAGUUUUUUAAACAGUAUUACUGAAACUUGACAAAUGAAAUCUGAUGAACGUAUACAAAGAUGGAAAGAUAGGUUUAAAGCAGACAAAUAAAUAUAAAGACAAGAACAAUAAGUAAUUUUCUUUUAAAACGGGCUUUGAAAAACCUUAACCCUGCAUUAAUCGCAUAGGUUACUAUUGUAUCCCACGGUUCUUAUCUGUGUAAUAACUUUAUUGUCGUUAGUUUUUGAUAAAAUUAGUUUUAGAUACCGGUCAGCAUUACUUGCUGCUUAUUAUUGUCAUUAAUAAUUUAGUUAUUUCUCAGACGUGACUGUUUAAGCUUAAACUUGUUUCUGUGUAAAUAACUACGCGACUAACGCAGGGUUAAACUGUUUAUGGAUAGAAGUAAAAAGAAAAAACUGCAUGCAGUGAAUAAUGGGAGAAACUGCAGAAUGUGAAUGUGGAGACGUACAGGACGAUCAACACCUACAGUGCGGAAUAACCAACUCAAAAUGUGAGAGAAGUAACCUCUUUAGAGAAUCAAACAACAAGUUAAUUAAAUUAAUCUAUUAUUGAAUCUAAAAAGGGAAGUUUACAAUGCUGACUGAUAUGACAAAGAAAAACCUAUAAUAUUAUUAGCUGUCCCGCUUGUGCCAAAAUAAAUAGUUCAACAAUGAAUUAACUAUAGUAACUACUGAUAUUUAUGUGUGUGUCUCGAGACAACGAUUCCAGCACUUACACUUGUUUAUUUGUGUUUUAACUGUUUUAUAUUUCAUCUAUAUCACCGAGGUAACCAUUAAUCAACAAAAAUGAUUAGAUUUCUGUAUCAAAAUACCAAUAAUCCUGUGUUUUAGAGAAAAAACAUAGUAUUUAAGUUUAUCCUGGUCUAAAACUAUAUCUAUGCAAGUUACAGCUCAAUCAGUUUGUAAACGGUCGAAAAUAUUUUUUUUAAAACUUGAUUACAAAAUAUUGACCUUUUUUCUUUAUUUUUUAUAAAUAUAAUUAACAUCUAUUAUAUAUAGUAGAAGCCACUUAAUAGGAACAAGGAUUAUUGAUACAAUCGCAUUAUUGAAACUAAAUGUUUAUAGUACUGUCGUAGUGCAUUAUCUUAUCUGUACUAUAUUGUUACAUAUCUAAUAUAAUAUAUAAUCUUACUGAAUUCCACUUGUCCAAUUAUUUUGUCUACUUUUACUGUUCUUUAUCAUAGUUUUAGUACCUACUUAGAUCUUUACUGUUAUUUUUUUAGUUCAGUUUCAGUGUGCAUAUGUAAAGAAGUGGUUAGUGUUUCGGCUUUGAGCAACAUUAUUUUUGUGAAAGCAUGGUCAUCAAGUUACUUGACACAAAAAACAAACAUCGAUAUUUAUAUACAUAUUUUACAUAACAAAUAAAAUAAUUCAUUUUUUUUAUAGUAGAUAUAUUUUUAUUAAUUGUAAAUUUUUUUUUUCAUAGCAAAUGAAACUAAUCGCUUAUUAGAAACAAUCAGUUAAUUAACUGAAAAGUGUUCCUAAUAAGUGGCUUCUACUGUGUAUGAACCUUCUAGAAGAAAUUCACUAAAAGAAAUUGAAAUUUGUACUAAAAUCUAUUCCAUAGUUUAGAAGAACAGACAGAUGUAGGAUAGCGACUUAGUAUUAUAAUGGUUAAUCUUUUAGAGAUAUUGUUAUUGCCUGUAUGUUUUGAAUUGAGUUGUAAAACCUUAUAAAGACAUAAUAAAUUUGAAAUUUUAAUAAAUAAUCUACAAUUUUUUUUACAUUAAUUGAAAACUUCAUUUAUGUAAUAAUUUAAAUGAUACAAAUGUUUCAAGUAUUAUUAUUAUUAUUAUUAUAAUUUUCUGAAAUUUUAUUUUGUAGUGGUUCUGAAGCCCCAGAAGCCUUGCGAAAGUUACAUUGGUUAGCUGAUGAUGGUGAUGGUUGGAUUCAAGUGGUAUUGUCUAUGAUUUAUGUUAUUCCUCUUGAUGAUCCACUUAGUCCGGCAUUAAUAACUGUUAUUCUUGACGAUUGCCCUCUACCAGACAAAGUAUUUAUUUAAAAAUAAAAAAUAGAUUGUUAAUUCUAAUUUUUUUAUUUUUCAGGAAACAAUAUUAAAAUUAUCACAAAUGUUAGAUCUAUCAAAUAAAACUCCUAAGCAUAAAACAGUUGACCAACAUCGUAACAUAUGUGUAAUAUUAGGUAUUCUUGCUGAUAAAUUACCUGGACCUUCAAGUAUUGCUUUAUUAACUAAAGAUACAUUAACUUAUCUUUUCAAUAACAUGGUGGGUAAUAAUUAAUAGAUAAUUAUGUGUCUUGUUCAAAUUGUAUUUUUCUUUAAAUGUUAAUUUAAUAUUGUUUUAGGAUUUACAAGUGCAUCCAUCAAUUAUACUUUUUUCAUUAAUUGCACUUGAAAAAUUUGCACAAAUAAGUAAGUGAUACUAAUUUGUAUAUUAACCAUUUGUUAUUGAAAAAUUAUGUUUUAUUAUUUUUAUAGGAGAAAAUAGAUUUACAAUUGAAACUUUUAUGAAGACUGGACCUUUGGCUAUGCUUUCAAUAUUUGAAAGGUUGACAGGUUCUGAUCAGCCAUUAUACGCUCAAGUUGGAUUUUGUGCUGAAUGGCUACUAGAUAACAUAUGUAAUAUACUGCAGUUUUAUAUUAAUUUUAAUGAAUUUAUAAAUUUAUGUUUACUAUUUAGUUGUGGACAAUCAAAGAACAUUAUCAUAUUUUAAUGUUUCUAUGGAAGGUGUAAAUGCAAUAUUAAAUCAAGAAGAUGCAAGCGAAUAUUUAAAACUUGGUCCUUCUGGCUUAGAAGUAUGAAAAUCCUUUAAUAAUAGCCAGUGCUUGAUUUUGGGGGAGGGUAAACUUAACUUUUGAAGAAGUCUUAAGUAUACAUUUUUUAUUGCAUAUUGUUUAUUUCUUUUAUUUUCCAAUUCAAGCAUUAUAAAUAUAUAUCUACACAAAGAUCGUAUGUUUUAUAUAUUUGUAUUAAUUAGGCUAGGUGUGAUGCUUGUAGUUUUGAAAGUGUACGCUGUACAUUCCAAGUAGACAAAGGAACUUGGUACUAUGAAGUAACAAUAUUGACAUCUGGUGUAAUGCAAAUUGGUUGGUCUACUAGAAAUUCCAAAUUUUUUAACCAUGUAAAUAAAUAAACAUUAUUUGGUUAAUUUAAUUUUGUUAAUUAACUAAAUUAAAUUAAAUUUUAGGAAGGUUAUGGUAUAGGUGAUGAUGAAUUUUCAGUAGCCUAUGAUGGUUGCAGACAAUUAGUGUGGCAUGGUGCACGAUGUACAAGUUGUGUAUCUGGUAGACCUUGGCGAGAAGGUGAUACAAUUGGUUGUUUACUACGAAUCGAAACACCAUCUCCUACUGCAACUUUUUAUUUGAAUGGUCAAAUUGUAGCUUCUAAUGAUAAAAUAUUUCAAUAUGCCAAGUAAAAAUACUAAUAUUUUACUUUAUAAUAUUUGUUUAGAAAUAAAAUUCUAUGAUAAAUAGACUUGUUAAAAAGUCAAAAACAUUUAAAAUUAUUUAUUGAAUUUGAGUCUUUAGUUUUUACUCUAUUAAAUUAAACUUUAAGCUAAGAAUAAAGAGUUUAGUAAUGUUACGAACCCUGAUUCUUUAAAUUAACCAAACCAAACACAGCAUUUUAUUUAAACUUGAACUAAACAGAACUAUUCAAAUAUUUUUAUCUAAGCUAAAACAAAUUUUAAAAAUUAUUAAAAGGUUUUAUGUUUAAAAUAUAAUUCCUGAACUAUUUCGAAAAAAUAUUUAAACCAUUGACCUAAUUUUGGGACUUGUUGACUGAGAUUGGGUUUUUAUUUAAACAUAUGUGUAACAAUAGUUAUAAUGAUUGUUAAGUAUGUUGCAAUUUGUAAUAAUAUUAAAUUCCAACAUACCUAUCAACUAUUAUAUUUAUUGUUUUGCCAUCAUACCUCAGGUAAAACAAUUACCUAGUAAACAAUUAACAAUAAACUUUAAUAUUAUAAUUUAUAAUUGUAUUAAUAAGUGCAAUUUAGAUAUACACAUAAGAAUCAUAAUUAUUAUUUAAAUUUUUCCAUUUAGGUAUAUUACUUUUUCUACUGUGGUAAAGUGGUGAUAGCCUUUGCUCAUUGAAAAAAAAAAAAAAACAAAUAAACUUCAUUCAAAUUUUUGUCACUGCUCAUCAAAAGAAUUUCAGCGAUUUGAAUCUUAAACCUAACUUAUUGAGAAUGUAGUUCGGUUUUAUCAUUAACAAUUUUCAGUCAAAUACUCCAAUUUUGGUUCAAUUUUGUUUGACAAUCAACCAGUUCGUAACAUCACUAAGAAAAGUUAUAAAGUGAUACGCUGCAAGUUAUAUAAUAAUAAUUUUCGACUUACCAAUUUCAUUCUUAAAUUUAAUUAUAAUAUAAGUACUUAUAAUUUAUAAAGUUAUAACAUUCAUAUAGGUCAGGGUUUUUUGCUGCUGCUAGUUUUAUGACGUUUCAGCAAAGUCGAUUUAAUUUUGGGAAUAAACCAUUUAAAUAUCCACCAAAAGGUGUGAAGUUUAGUGUUAUGAAUAAACAUGGACUUCUAGAUGGAACAGAAAAAACUAUCUUACCAAAGUAAACAAACUAAUAAGACAAAUGUAUACAAUAGAUUUACAAUAAUAAUUUUUUAGGCGAAUGAGACUGGAAUUAUUGGGUAGGCAAACAGCUGACGAAGAUUCAUGUACAAUUUGUUUUGAUCAUAAAGCUGAUGUUAUGUUGUAUCCUUGUAAACACGAGUAUGUACUUAAGAGUUUCAAAAGUAAUUUAUAUUAUUUUAUAAUUAUCAUACAGUUAAGUUAUUCAUUGUCAAAUGAUUUGUGGGAAAAAUUGAAUAAUUUACACCUUUUUACAUUCUAAGUUAAGAGAAUAACAAUAUAGUCAAAGCAUAAACUUCUAUCCUAAACAAUACAUCAGUUAAUAUUUUCACUUAUCAGAACCCAUUCAUUGAUAAAGCACUCCAAAAUUAAAUAAAUCUAGAUAAUUUUGUGUUUAGAAUUUCCAAAACAAAUAUUUAAGUUUAAAAUAACUUAUUUUACUUCUUUUUUAGUUACACACACUGUUAGUUAUGACACCUCUCAGACUCAAAGAACACAUGCAACAACUACAGCAAUAUUCAUAUAUAUGUAUAUCAAUAUUGUUGAAUUGUUUAUAUUUUUAUCUUUAAAUAAUUGAGAUAGAGCGUUUAGGUUCAUACUCAAAAUUAAAUUAAAAAGUUAAUGUACAAAUUUCAUUUUAAACAAUCUAUAUGAAAUAAUUAAUGAAACCUUUUUUCUUGGCAAACAAAUAUAAAUUCCUAAUUUUAGACUGGUUUUUAAAUCUACAAAUAUAAUUAUCGGUAUCAAUUAACAAUAUUGUGAACUUCACAAAGGUACCCAUGAUUCAUUUAUUCAUGUAAGUCAUGUAUAUUACUUUAAAAUUAAAUGAAAAAAUUAACUUCUUUAGGCUAUUGAACAAUAGUCAAGUGUAUUGGGUCUCCCAUUGAUAAUUAUUGUCAAAGAGAUUGCAUUUAGCAACCCAAUAACCCCUCCCCUUCGAUUAGAAUGUAAAUUGUUCAAAGACCCCCUUCUCCUACUGGGAUAAUGCAAUGCAAAACUUUGAUAUUUUGAUAUUUAUAACAAUUUAAAAUCUAAAGCAGAAGUUUAAGGAAUAGUUACCAAUAUAUCAUGUUUAUUUCUCUAGUUUAAAUUAUAAAUUUAUAACUAUUGUAAAUUUUGUAUUAUUUUUCAUAAUUUUAGAAAUUUUAAUCUCCGGUAAGAGGGCCGUAGAACAAUUAUUGUGUAUUUAAAAGUGGUAAUUGCUAUUUUAAAAAGUGUUUAUUCAUUUAAGGUAUGAAAGGUAAACAACUAUUAAUAAAGGUAAAAAUGUUAGGUAAACAUUUAAAAUAGAGCUUAAAUUAUUUCAUUAUGAUUAAAACGCAGAAAUCAAAUUCAUUUUAAUCUUCCAAGAAAAUGUAUUCUAUAUAUUACAUUUAUCAAUAAUAAAUAUUAUAUAAAAUAACCAAAUGGCCUACUUUUUAUAAUAACAACAGUUAAUCAUCAUAUUAAAUAAGAUAAGUCCAUAUAUAAUGUUAAUAUUUAAUACUUAUGAUUUCCCAAUUCACCAAUAUAAUAAAUUAUUACUAAUUAUAUAUAAAGACUUAUUCAUUUAAUACAUUUACUGCCACAACCUAACCAGUAUCAUAUAGCUAACAUUUUUAAUUGGUUUAUAUUUAAACUACAUCUAAGGUUCUUGAGUUUUUAAUGAUUUGGAAAUUGGAUCAGCCGAUAACUUUUUUAUCAAUUUCGAUUGUUUAAAUAUUAUUUUAAAUAAUUUUGUUAAUAUAUACUCAAUUGCAUACAUUUUUACUGUGAUCAGUGACCAUGUGGGUACCCACCUUGUACAUAAUAUUUUAUAAUUGUAAGAGGCAGUUAUUUUUGAUUUAAAUUGUUUUCAAAAUAAUAAUUAUUUUCACUUGUUCACAGCAACAGUAUUAGUUUUAAUUAUUGUGCUAAUAAUUUUUUGUGUUUCAGAGGUUAUUGUAAACACUGUGCACAGCAACUAACAUUGUGUCCAGUUUGUCGUCAAUUAAUCGAUAGGUAUCAGGAGAGCAUUCAGCUGUAUCAACCACUCCAGUCGCUCUAGUCAGUUAAUCGUGCUGUGAUCUCUUCCAUUUUUAAACAUUGAUAUGUUAUACUACAUUUAUCUAUAUUCUAUUAUAUACAUACAUAAUCGUAUAUUAUUUUAUUGUGUAAGUCUUGAUUAAAUUUGUGUACAGAAAACUAAGUUGUAUAAAAUAAAAUAACAGUCUUUCAAAUUAUUAUUAAUAUUAUUUAAUGAAAGGUUUUCAGAAUGGAUGGCUGUAACUGGGUCUUAAUUUGGUUAACUAACUGAAGGAUUUGAAGAUACUUGAUCCAAUUGUGUUAGUAGGUGAAAAUAAUAACAAAUAAAUACAAAUGUAAUAUAUAUCUCAAAAAUAAAAUGUUAUUUAUCUGUGUAUAUUUAUAUAAUAUAUCUAUCUAUAUCAAUUAAUAACAAAAAUAAUAAAAUUUUAUAAUCAUUAAAUUUAUUUUAUGAUUGGCACAGCCAUUAUUUCAAUUAAAAAAAAAAAUGUGAUUAACUGUAAAAUUAAAAAUAUAUUAAAUGAAUCUCUUCUACAAAUAGACUAAUUGGCACUUAUGCCAAAACUUCGGUUGCCAUCAGCAAAGUAACGUACAUCUCUAUCUUCAUCUCUUCUUAACAUUGUUAGUGUGUCUGUGAGUACUUUAUGUUGAGGAUUUUGUAAGUCCAUAAAAACAGCUAUUUAUAAAACAAACAAAAUCAGUUAAACUUUUUUUAAAUAAAAAUUAUUAUUAUAUAAUUAUUUUAACUUACGGUUAUUAGAAACUUGUGUGUAAAGUGUUUUGGCAACCAUUAACCGAACAUUUGGUACACGAUCAGAUGCCAGAUUUAGUAAACAGGGCAAUAAAUCAUUACUAAAAUCGAUUGUAGAUAAACAACUAUCACCGUAGUUCAAAAUAUACGAACAUAUUUGUGCGUAUAUUUGUCUUCUACUCCAUAAGUCUGAUCGACCAAAACGUGUUACUAGCUCGUUAAGCAUCAACCUUUUUAAACUUAGAUUUUUAUUAAGUACUAAUAAUAGUUCAGGAACCUAGUAAUAUUUAAAUAAAUAAAUAUCAAGUUUAAAUAAAAUUAUGAAAACAAAAACUAGUUACCAAAGACAAAGCAGACUGACGAACUGAAGAUAUUCUAUCCAUGAGUAAUGACAGGCACACCUCAUGUAUGUGAUGAUACAUGUCAAGUGGUGUGAACAGGUGCAAAGAUUGAGCUAAUUGUUCACAGAAAUUUUGUCGAAAACGCCAGUUCCAUUCAUAAUCCGUUUUCAAAAACCGGCACAUCAUGGGUGCCAAAUCACUACGAACGCUUACUGAUAACAUCUAAUA
Messenger RNA from Cinara cedri, 10921 nucleotides. The record is from the annotation of a GenBank genome assembly. NCBI's taxonomy places the organism in Eukaryota, Metazoa, Arthropoda, Insecta, Hemiptera, Aphididae.